UGCUUACUAUGUGCUAUUUGAACCGCCGCCAUUAACUGGAGCAUCUAACCCCACAAUCUCCAUGAGUUCAUCGCCGUUAUCAGCAGGAGCAGCCUGUCUCAGUUUUUACUACACUAUCCCUGCUUCUUUGGCAACACUUCACGUGAAUACAACUACUGAGGACAAUGUUCCGAUUGAACUGUGGAGCGUAACUAGUCGCUCUGUUAGGACCUGGACAUUUGAGAGGCUGUUUUUGGACAACGGAUCAUCAGCGGUUGAAUUUGCUGUUAAAUCGGCAAAGAAUGCUAUUGUUGCCGUUGAUAAUAUAACUAUAGAGAAGUUCACAUGCCCUCCGGGUUAUCAAGUCGUCUCCAAUGAAAUUCCAGCAUAUUGUAGAAGUAAUGGAUCAGCAAAACCUACUUGUGAACCUAUCGAUUGUGGACGUCCAACCUCACCUCACCAUGGACAUGUGUCACAAACCGCAACUGCAUACGGAUCAACUGCUACAAUAUCGUGUGAGACGGGAUACAAUCUUACAGGAAGUGGAAUAUCAACAUGUGGUGGCGAUGGGCGCUGGAACAGCACUGGUCAGAUAUGUACUCCUGUUGAUUGUGGUCGUCCAAACUCGCCUCAACAUGGACAUGUGUCACAAACAGCCACUAUAUACGGAUCAACUGCUUCAAUAUCGUGUGAGACGGGAUACAAUCUUACAGGAAGUGGAAUAGCCACAUGUGGUAGCGAUGGGCGCUGGAACAGCACGAGUCAGACAUGUACUCCUGUUGAUUGUGGUCGUCCAACCUCGCCUCAACAUGGACAUGUGUCACAAACCGCCACUACAUACGGAUCAACUGCUACAAUAUCGUGUGAGACGGGAUACAAUCUUACAGGAAGUGGAACAUCCACAUGUGGUAGCGAUGGGCGCUGGAACAACACGAGUCAGACAUGUACACCUGUUGAUUGUGGUCGUCCAACCUCGCCUCAACACGGGCAUGUGUCACACAUCGUCACAACAUACGGAUCAACUACUACAAUAUCGUGUGAGACGGGAUACAAUCUUAGAGGAAGUGGAAUAUCCACAUGUGGCAGCGAUGGGCGCUGGAACAGCACGGGUCAGACGUGUACUCCUGUUGAUUGUGGUCGUCUAACGUUGCCUCAACAUGGACAUGUGUCACAAACCGCCACUACAUACGGAUCAACUGCUACAAUAUCGUGUGAGACGGGAUACAAUCUUACAGGAAGUGGAACAUCCACAUGUGGUAGCGAUGGGCGCUGGAACAACACGAGUCAGACGUGUACUCCUGUUGAUUGUGGACGUCCAACCUCGCCUAACCAUGGACAUGUGUCACAAACCGCAACUACAUACGGAUCAACUGCUACAAUAUCGUGUGAGACGGGAUAUAAUCUUACAGGAAGUGGAAUAUCAACAUGUGGUAGCGAUGGGCGCUGGAACAGCACUGGUCAGAUAUGUACUCCUGUUGAUUGUGGUCGUCCAAACUCGCCUCAACAUGGACAUGUGUCACAAACAGCCACUACAUACGGAUCAACUGCCUCAAUAUCGUGUGAGACGGGAUACAAUCUUACAGGAAGAGGAAUAGCCACAUGUGGUAGCGAUGGGCGCUGGAACAGCACGGGUCAGACGUGUUCUCCUGUUGAUUGUGGACGUCCAACGGCGCCUCAACAUGGACAUGUGUCACAAACCGCCACUACAUUGGAAUCAACUGCUACAAUAUCGUGUGAGACGGGAUACAAUCUUACAGGAAGUGGAAUAUCCACAUGUGGUAGCAAUGGGCGCUGGAACAACACGAGUCAGACAUGUAUUCCUGUUGAUUGUGGACGUCCAACGGCGCCUCAACAUGGACAUGUGUCACAAACCGCCACUACAUACGGAUCAACUGCUACAAUAUCGUGUGAGACGGGAUACAAUCUUACAGGAAGUGGAACAUCCACUUGUGGUAGCGAUAGGCGCUGGAACAGCACGGGUCAGACGUGUACUCCUGUUGAUUGUGGUCGUCUAACGAUGCCGCAACAUGGACAUGUGUCACAAACCGCCACUAUAUACGGAUCAACUGCUACAAUAUCGUGUGAGACGGGAUACAAUCUUACGGGAAGUGGAAUAUCAACAUGUGGUAGCGAUGGGCGCUGGAACAACACGAGUCAGACGUGUACUCCUGUUGAUUGUGGACGUCCAACCUCGCCUCAACAUGGACAUGUGUCACAAACCGCCACUUCAUACGGAUCAACUGCUACACUGUCGUGUGAGACGGGAUACAAUCUUACAGGAAGUGGAACAUCCACAUGUGGUAGCGAUGGGCGCUGGAACAGCACGGAUCAGACGUGUACUCCUGUUGAUUGUGGACGUCCAACGGCGACUCAACAUGGACAUGUGUCACAAACCGCCACUACAUUGGGAUCAACUGCUACAAUAUCGUGUGAGACGGGAUACAAUCUUUCAGGAAGUGGAAUAUCCACAUGUGGCAGCAAUGGGCGCUGGAACAACACCAGUCAGACAUGUAUUCCUGUUGAUUGUGGACGUCCAACGGCGCCUCAACAUGGACAUGUGUCACAAACCGCCACAACAUACGGAUCAACUGCUACAAUAUCGUGUGAGACGGGAUACAAUCUUACAGGAAGUGGAACAUCCACAUGUGGUAGCGAUAGGCGCUGGAACAGCACGGGUCAGACGUGUACUCCUGUUGAUUGUGGUCGUCUAACGAUGCCGCAACAUGGACAUGUGUCACAAACCGCCACUACAUACGGAUCAACUGCUGCAAUAUCGUGUGAGACGGGAUACAAUCUUACAGGAAGUCGAACAUCCACAUGUGGUAGCGAUAGGCGCUGGAACAGCACGGGCCAAACAUGUACUCCUGUUGAUUGUGGACGUCCAACCUCGCCUCAACAUGGACAUGUGUCACAAACCGCCACUUCAUACGGAUCAACUGCUACAAUGUCGUGUGAGACGGGAUACAAUCUUACAGGAAGUGGAACAUCCACAUGUGGUAGCGAUGGGCGCUGGAACAGCACGGGUCAGACGUGUACUCCUGUUGAUUGUGGACGUCCAACGGCGACUCAACAUGGACAUGUGUCACAAACCGCCACUACAUUGGGAUCAAUUGCUACAAUAUCGUGUGAGGCGGGAUACAAUCUUACAGGAAGUGGAAUAUCCACAUGUGGUAGCGAUGGGCGCUGGAACAACACGAGUCAGACAUGUACUCCUGUUGAUUGUGGACGUCCAACGGCGCCUCAACAUGGACAUGUGUCGCAAACCGCCACUACAUACGGAUCAACUGCUACAAUAUCGUGUGAGACGGGAUACAAUCUUACAGGAAGUGGAACAUCCACAUGUGGUAGCGAUGGGCGCUGGAAAAACACGAGUCAUACAUGUACUCCUGUUGAUUGUGGUCGACUAACGGUGCCGCAACAUGGACAUGUGUCACAAAACGCCACUUCAUACGGAUCAACUGCUACAAUAUCGUGUGAGACGGGAUACAAUCUAACAGGAAGUGGAACAUCCACAUGUGGUAGCGAUGGGCGCUGGAACAACACGAGUCAGACGUGUACUCCUGUUGAUUGUGGUCGUCCAACCACGACUCAACAUGGACAUGUGUCACCAAGCACCACUACAUACGGAUCAACUGCUACAAUAUCGUGUGACACGGGAUACAAUCUUACAGGAAGUGGAAUAGCCACAUGUGGCAGCGAUGGGCGCUGGAACAGCACGGGUCAAACGUGUACUCCUGUUGAUUGUGGACGUCUAACGGCACCUCAACAUGGACAUGUGUCACAAAUCGCCACUAUAUACGGAUCAACUGCUACAAUAUCGUGUGAGACUGGAUACAAUCUUACAGGAAGUGGAAUAUCCACAUGUGGUAGCGAUGGGCGCUGGAACAGCACGAGUCAUACAUGUACUCCUGUUGAUUGUGGACGUCUACCGGCGCCUCAACAUGUACAUGUGUCACAUUCCGCAACUUCAUAUGGAUCAACUGCUACAAUAUCGUGUGAGGCGGGAUACAAUCUUACAGGAAGUGGAAUAUCCACAUGUGGUAGCGAUGGGCGCUGGAACAACACGAAUCAGACAUGUACUCCUGUUGAUUGUGGACGUCCAACCUCGCCUCAACAUGGACAUGUGUCACAAACCGCCAAUACAUACGGAUCAACUGCUACAAUAUCGUGUGAGACGGGAUACAACCUUACAGGAAGUGGAAUAUCCACAUGUGGCAGCGAUGGGCGCUGGAACAGCACUGGUCAGAUAUGUACUCCUGUUGCUACGACACCAAUAUCAACACGGUCUACCGUGACGUCGACUACGACGGAUUUGUCGUCGACGCCGUCUGUUACUAAUUUACCGACGAGUAUUUCUUCAAAAGCUUCUUCUUCUACAAGCACGGUGCGCAUUCCCCGUUCAACUGUCCCUACUGAUAAGAUACCAGAUGAUAUUUCAAAAACUUUUUCAAAGACAACACCAUUAACAACAGGCGCCGUUUCGAUUCCGUCACCAAAACCUUCAAAGCCGUCAACUUCAAUAACAGAGUAUCUAUCAAACCCCAUGACUUCUUCGCCUUUGCCUAUCUCUAACAUAUAUACUUCAAGACCAGAUAAUGAACAUACUACUUCGCUACCUUUACCAACCACGCAUUCAACUACCGCCCAGGAAACAAUUAUUUCAUUAACACCCAAGCGGUCUUCUACACAGUCAUCUUCUAGAACUUCCAUUAUGGAAAUUACUACAGCUUCGUCGAUGACAAAUGGAACUUCUACAUCUGUUUCAACGACACAAAUAUCGUCAACCAAUAUCACUACCGUGAAACAUGUUAUAACAACUCUUAAAAGCACAUUGAUAUCAAAGCUCAUUUUGUCUACCACGGGUGUCGUAUCAACUGCGGGAGUGCCGCUGACGGUAAAAAUAAAUUCAACGUUAGCACCAACAACAGUCUAUUGCGGACGUCCAACUGCGCCUCAACAUGGACAUGUGUCACAAACCGCCACUAUAUACGGAUCAACUGCUACAGUUUCGUGUGAGACGGGAUACAAUCUUACAGGAAGUGGAAUAUCGACAUGUGGUAGCGAUGGGCGCUGGACCAACACGAGUCAGACAUGUACUCCUGUUGAUUGUGGACGCCCAACCUCGCCUCAACAUGGACAGGUGUCACAAACCACCACUACAUACAGAUCAACUGCUACAAUAUCGUGUGAGACGGGAUACAAUCUUACAGGAAGUGGAAAAUCCACAUGUGGUAGCGAUGGGCGCUGGAACAAUACGAGUCAGACAUGUACUCCUGUUGAUUGUGGACGUCUUAUGGCGCCUCAACAUGGACAAGUGUCACAAACCGCAACUUCAUACGGAUCAACUGCUACAGUAUCGUGUGAGGCGGGAUACAAUAUUACAGGAAGUGGAUUAUCAACAUGUCGUAGCGAUGGGCGCUGGAACAAUACGAGUCAGACAUGUACUCCUGUUGAUUGUGGACGUCUACCGGUGCCUCAACAUGGACAUGUGUCACCAACUGCCACAUCAUAUGGAUCAACUGCUACAAUAUCGUGUGAUAAUGGAUUCAAACUUAUAGGAAGUGGAAUAUCCACAUGUGGCAGCGAUGGGCGCUGGAACAGCACGGGCCAAACAUGUACUCCUGUUGAUUGUGGACCAUUGAGCGACAUCGCAAAUGCUCAGACGUAUCUGGAAAAGCAAACUUUUGGAUCAUUGGCAAAUGUAAGCUGCGAUAAGGGAUAUAUUAUGGUAGGAGAUAAUACAUCUGUUUGUCUCAGCAAUGGAAGUUGGUCUAAGACGUAUGGAAUAUGUACACCAGUCGAUUGCGGGCCUAUAAGUAAAGGUCGUCAGCAAGAAAUAACAUACACUGGCAACAGGACUACGUUUGGUGCGCAGGCUAUUAUGGUAUGCGACGUCGGAUAUUAUAUUUUCAACACCACAGGUGACAAAAGCGAAGCCAUAAAAUGUCUCGCUAAAGGACAAACUGGGUAUUGGGAGAAGAAGCAAUUUGCCGAUUGUGUAGCUAUUUUUUGUGAAGGGUUUAACGUCAGUGAAGGAGUCACGAUUACCUCCGGCUAUAAAUUACCGAAUGUCCAAAAUACAACUGUUUCCUUUGCUUGUUCCGAAAAAUAUAUAUUAUCCGGAUUUAAGAGUAUAACUUGUUUAUCUAAUGGUGAAUGGAGCGGAAGGCCACCAAUUUGUGUGAAAGUUGAAAAACAAGUGCAGAACUGUUCUGCAAAUACUGACCUAGCAGAUCGACACUGGCCACAAACGUCACCAGGAAUCAUUCAAGUUAUUGAUUGUCAUGAAAAGGGAGCCGUGGGUGUAAUCAGAAGAAAAUGUUCAAUUGGCGGCGAAUGGCUUCCACCUGUUGAUGGAUGUGUUCGUAAGGAGAUUGAGAAGAUUUCUGCCCAGGUUGAUGCAAUAAAAGCUAGUCCCACGGAAGAAAGUUUGUCUGAAAGUCUCGAUCAACUUUCGGCCAUUACAAAUGUAUCAUUAACAUCGGAACUUGGUAAUCAGAGAAGCUCUUCGACAAGUAGUGGGGAACUACAGAAGGUCACAGAUAUUCUCAGCACCAUUGUUACUGCUAGUGAGAAUAUUACUAAAGUCACUAACGACCAAGUACAGAAAUUCCUAGACACCACAAGCAACUUACUUGACAUGCGCAAUACUUUGUCGUGGAAGAGCAUAGAAGACAAUAAUGACAAUAAGGGGAACGAGAAAGAGAAAACAGGAGCGGCAGAAGUGCUACAAGUUGUGGGACGUUACAUUGAAGUGAUAUCGAAGUCAAUGAACGCGUCUAAUGACGUAUCGAAAACUGUCAAGGCAGCUAAUAUCGUUCUGCACGUGAGUCGUCUUGACACAAAUACAUCCGACAUUCGAUUUCCUAAGGAACAUGAACAUGAAGACAUUAAGAGUUCUAUACUAUUGCCCAAGUCAUCGCUCUCACAAUCUUCUACCUUUUCAACAGUGGUGUACAAGAAUCUGUCAGGCAUUUUGUCUUCUAACAAUGUCGGCAAUGAAAGUAACACUCAAUCAUUCAUUUCAUCAGAGGUAGUCGCAGUCACAAUGGACAACUGGGAAACUAAUCUAGACUUCAGUAUAACGUUAACGCUUGGCUAUGUUCAGAACAAACCUGGCCGACCUAAUUGCAAUUUUUGGAACACGUCAAGCUUCGCAUGGGAUACAUUCGGAUGCAGUCUCAGUAAUUCGACAACUUUUUCUUCCACCUGCACUUGCAACCAUCUCACAAACUUUGCGAUUCUUAUUAGUCCUUGGGUAGAGAAAAACGUAAACACAUUUGUACUCAAUUUGAUUUCCAUAAUUGGCUGCAGUGUGUCGAUGCUUGGGCUUAUAAUCACUGUUGUCCUUCACACGGCCCUAUGGAGAUACAUGAGAUCCGAUCGUAUAAUAUUACUAUUAAAUUUGUCAUGUGCGUUGAUUAUGUCAUACGCUAUAUUUCUUGGAGGAGUGGAUCGAACAGAGAAUAAGAUAGUGUGCACAACAAUAGCGGCUUUACUGCAAUACGUAUAUUUAGUUGUAUUUUUUCUGAUGCUGGCCGAGGGAAUCGAAAUAGCUGUAACCGUGCUUUAUGUCUUUGUCACUAAGUCCAGAUUAAAAUGGAUGCUUCCCUGUGCGUGGGGUUGUCCAGCCGUUAUUGUUGGUGUCUCCAUGGGAGUAACACAGAUGGAAGGCUAUGGAAACAAAGAAUUCUGUUGGAUAUCCUUACAAGGGGGACUCAUUUGGUCUUUCGUCGGCCCAGCUGCAAUCAUUAUCAUAGUAAAUUUGAUACUCCUGGUCCUUGUAAUAAGAACAAUGUUUCAGGCAAAAACAAUAUCUGAAAGGUCUACGAAGGGAAAGACUGAAGCCGGUGUUCGGUGCCUGUGCGUGCUGCUUCCGCUGAUGGGCAGCACGUGGGUGAUUGGUCUGCUCUACGUUAACGAACGCAUGGCCUGGGUACAGUACGUGUUUGCCGUGUGCAAUAGCCUACAAGGCUUGAUGAUAUUUAUUUGCCAUUGCUUGCUCAAUCCCCAGCUUAGAGCGGCAUUGAAAAGACGAGCGAAGAAACAGUCUUCCUCAUAUUUUUCGACGAAUAGUACGUCAGCCGUGCCGAGGAAUUCAAAACCCCAGUCAAUUGACCUUACUGAUGCUGAGCGAAGAAAAGAUGUGGAAGGCAUGGAACAGAACGAUGGGAUCGGUAUGUCGACGACAAAUUUAGGAUGAAUUUUGGGAAAAUUCACGUAAAACAGAAUUCAUUUGUUGGACGUAAUUCUGUUUACACUUGGCCGUUUACAAGUACACCUAAAAUUGGAAGCAUCACCAUGCGCAAUGUGCGUUAACGAGAAGUAAAAUCGGUAUUUUCAAGCACAUUGCACGAUACGGAUUUAUCAAAUAGAUAACAAAUUGAGACGAGAUUCAACAGCUGUCUCGCACUUGAAAAUUAUCACUACCAAAUUCUGAAACGGAAAAACAAAUGAGCUAACAUGCAACAAAAUAAGAAGAAGGCGCUAAAACUAAAAGAGCAGGAAUUAUAAAAAAAAAAUAUUCCAUUUCCAGACCUUGGCACAAGAUAACAGAAAAAAAAAUAUAAUGAUAUAAUGCUUCUUUGUGAAAACAUCUUACUCUAAGACCUUAUUCGUAUAUUCCUUAUACAAAUUUCAUACCAAAUGUUGUUUUCACAUGUUUUAAUAAAACGUAAACACUUUG
Dreissena polymorpha is the source of this 8665-nucleotide messenger RNA. Its product is annotated as sushi, von Willebrand factor type A, EGF and pentraxin domain-containing protein 1-like. Gene Ontology annotation, cellular component: membrane. The coding region runs from base 62 to 8182 and encodes 2706 amino acids. The transcript is spliced from 52 exons. Gene Ontology annotation, biological process: G protein-coupled receptor signaling pathway; cell surface receptor signaling pathway. The record is from RefSeq and is a predicted model, not a curated record. Gene Ontology annotation, molecular function: G protein-coupled receptor activity. Lineage: Eukaryota; Metazoa; Mollusca; Bivalvia; Myida; Dreissenidae.